Messenger RNA from Drosophila subpulchrella, 1458 nucleotides. Its product is annotated as serine protease SP24D. The coding region runs from base 35 to 790 and encodes 251 amino acids. NCBI's taxonomy places the organism in Eukaryota, Metazoa, Arthropoda, Insecta, Diptera, Drosophilidae. Gene Ontology annotation, molecular function: serine-type endopeptidase activity. The record is from RefSeq and is a predicted model, not a curated record. Gene Ontology annotation, biological process: proteolysis. The transcript is spliced from 2 exons.
GCAGGAGCACCUUUCAGUUGAGAUCUUUGAAGUCAUGAGUCGGGUUCAGUCAUAUACACAGGUCCUCCUCCUGGUCUUCGUGACCUUGGGUGCAGGCCAGGCCAGCCGGGUGCCGGCGGAUGUGGGCUCCCAGCCCCACAGCGUUUCUCUGCGGCAGUAUGGCGUCCAUGUCUGCGGAGGAGCUCUGUUCCGCGAUAACUGGGUCAUCACCGCAGCUCACUGCGUCAGUUUGGAUGGUGAACAGCAAAGCUACCCCGCCCAGUAUUUCGAUGUUCGAGUUGGAAGCAUUCAGCGUAUAACUGGUGGCCAACUGGUGCCCCUGUCCCAGAUCAUAAUCCACAAGAACUACUCCAGUUCGGAUGCGGCUGGAACCAAUGACCUGGCCCUGUUGAAGCUGCAGAGCAAGGUGACCCUGAAUGCGAAUACCAAGCCCAUUGAUUUGGCCACAGAGCUUCCGGCGGCGGGAUCCCAGAUCAGCUUCUCGGGCUGGGGAUCCAGCAAGGCCGAGGGAUCCUUUAGCCAUGGCCUCCAGGUGGCCAGCAGGCAGAUCCUGAGUACGAGUGACUGUUACAAGGAGCUGUACCUGCAGCAGGAGGAUCUGCUCUGCCUGUCCCCGGUGGCCGAGGAUUUCGCUGGGCUCUGUUCCGGCGAUGCUGGUGCCCCGGCGAUCUAUAAUGACCAACUGGUGGGCAUUGCCGCCUUCUUUGUCGGCGGCUGUGGUUCCGGACUGCCCGAUGGCUACGUGGAUGUCACCCAGCAUCAGGAGUGGAUCAAUGAGAAUGCUGUUUAAAUAAAGACGAGGUGUUGAUGGGGACUGCUGAGUUGUUUCCAUAAAGGCGGGAUUGUUAUUUGUGUUAUAAGCAAAGAAAUCCGUCUAAUAAUGGAGUAUUACGACGUUUAAUUUCAUACAAGUCUAUAUAUUCAUGCCUCUUUAGAAGGCAUUACCAAAUCUAAGAUUAAACCUCUCCAAAAAAUACAAUUGAGAGUGAUUUUUAAAGACUUUUGUAGUUAAAGUGGUUAGAAUGAAGUAGGGUUUUCCGGUUUUGACUUACACUCAACAAUGGUUCCUAUUGCAACACUUUACUUUGGGUACUUGUUAGACACAGAUACGUUUGCUUUUCUUUAAUACCUAUGUUUCCGAAAAAGGUUUCAUAAUUCACAGAAGCCCGUUUGGGAGGGUUAUUCAGCACUUCAGUAUAUGGUCAAAUUGCCAAUCGCUAUAUUGAUUAAAUUGUUAAUUUACGACUUAAUCGUAUACGUCCAUUGCUUGUUUACUCCUAUAAGUAUGCAAGGAUAUCUGAUUUCAAAGUAUUAAGAUAUUAGUAGGAUCUUAUUGCAUCUGCUGGUUUUGUACUUAUAUUGGCUUAAAUAUAAAAUAUAACAGUCUUAUUGGCUUAGAAAUUUAAUAAACAAAAUCAUUUCUGAUAUUAUUUAAUUCCAACACAUUAGUUCAAGAUC